Molecule: messenger RNA, 345 nt
Organism: Lizanozyma spartinae
Lineage: Eukaryota; Fungi; Ascomycota; Pichiomycetes; Serinales; Debaryomycetaceae
Exons: 1
Coding region: 1-345 (114 amino acids)
Source: RefSeq, a predicted model, not a curated record
AUGCCAUCAUCAUCAGGACUUUUAUUCAGUGCUUUCUUAGGACUUGUGACCAGAAAGUUACAAGUAAACAUUGUGGGAAAAGUGUACCCCCGUUCAAUCAAUAGAAUUCCCGGGUACUUGUUGAGUGUCGGAACAUUUGUUGGAGGAUAUUUAGCCUUUGACUCUUAUGUUGACCUGAACAGGCAAUUGUUGGAAAGAAGAUUGAGUGCAUUGAACGAACAAAGGGCUGACAGAGCUGCGUUCCUUGAUCUUAGCAUAGAAACCCAAGAAGAAUUCAGACAUGUUGCUGAUAAAAAGGCCUAUUUCUUUGAAUUGUUUGACAGAUAUGGUGCUCCAUACAAAUGA